AUGCAUCACUUCCCAUGGAAAAUGACCGACAACGUCUACGAGCAAAAGCUCGGCUGCAUUGAAGAAUUUAUGGACCAGACAGAUAAAUCAAUACCUGGACCAAGACAGCACUUGAGUGUACAUGGUUUCCUGCGACUUCAGUUCAUCCCUUCUCGUGGAGGCUUGGAAGACCGACUGAGGCGAGCGUGGCGCGUAUUACGAGGAAGCGCUCCAGCACUCACAGCUGUUGUUUGCGACGGGAAAAAAGUAUUAUCUCAAAUGGACCAAGUGGACAUUGAUGCAUGGGCAGAAGAGUCUUUUAUCAAGCAUCAAGAGUCGACAACGAUGGAGUCCAUCUUUGCGGAAUCACUUCGUCGAAAGUACAUUACGUUGCAUUUCCUACCUGGCGGCGAGGUUGGAAGAUUCUGCCUCGCCAUUCAGGCCGGCCACGUUCAUUUCAGCGCACGCGAGAUAUAUCGGCUCUUUGACAAGUAUCUCAGUAUUCUUGUCAACGAAGACCUUACAGAAAACGAACCUGAACGUCUCCGCAUACAGCAACUGCCCUUACAAAUUGACGACAUGAUACCUGUAUCAUACCCGCAGUCAGGGAAGGACAGCCUUGUCGCUCGCGACUGGCUAUCUAUUUUGAGCGACGUCGAUCCAUUAGCUAUACCCACGAAUAGCAAGCACAACAAGCCGACACCGCUACGGACGGCGCGCUCAGCGGUCUCAAUUGGGCAAGAACCCAGUACUCAACUGGUCAGAGCUUGCCGUCAGCAUAGCAUCACCGUCACAGCCGCUUGGUUGGCAGCCAUAACAUCCACAUUGGCCGACGUUACCACAGAGACUUGCAAAGGUCCAUUAUCGGAUAAGAUGGCUUUGGCUGGGAUGACCACACUUGAUUCGCGAUCUUGGAGGACUGACCAACCAUCGCCAGAUGACGAAAUUCUGGUCUGCAGCCGCUUCGCUUUAUCGCCGAUCAAGCUUUGUGCAAAUGCUCCCUUCAGAGAAAAUGCAAAGAGAGCGAUGGACGCCUACCAUGGAGAUGGCAUUCUUCCAGAAAAGGGGGCCGCCUUGCCAUCAGCAACCCAGCUGCUCUCAUGCAUGCUGCAGGAACACCCUGAGCUAAAAUCUAUAGUCACAGCCAGCUACGGCGUUAUCGACAAGUACGUAAAACAUGAGUAUCUACAUCAGGAGGAGGUUGUUAAAGUCGAGGAAAUCUGGACCGCCGUAGGAACUUUGGAUGACUCUGUUGUCAUGAUGCUGCACACAUGGCGGGGUCAAAUGUGGUUGAGCGCAUCCUACAACGAAGCCUUUUACUGCAGGUCAAUGGUAGAUAUCAUACUUGCUAGGGUCCGCGAUACCAUGUUACAAAACCUAGAUGCCAAUGUAUCAUAG
Messenger RNA from Clonostachys rhizophaga, 1377 nucleotides. The record is from the annotation of a GenBank genome assembly. NCBI's taxonomy places the organism in Eukaryota, Fungi, Ascomycota, Sordariomycetes, Hypocreales, Bionectriaceae.